Molecule: messenger RNA, 1614 nt
Organism: Fonsecaea pedrosoi CBS 271.37
Lineage: Eukaryota; Fungi; Ascomycota; Eurotiomycetes; Chaetothyriales; Herpotrichiellaceae
Product: succinate dehydrogenase, flavoprotein subunit
Exons: 2
Coding region: 1-1614 (537 amino acids)
Biological process (GO): tricarboxylic acid cycle; mitochondrial electron transport, succinate to ubiquinone
Molecular function (GO): succinate dehydrogenase (quinone) activity; flavin adenine dinucleotide binding; electron transfer activity
Source: RefSeq, a predicted model, not a curated record
AUGGACUUCCAGAGUAACCAAUUCCAGGUCAAAGGAUCAGAUUGGCUGGGUGACCAAGAUGCGAUCCAUUAUAUGUGCCGCGAGGCCCCCAGAGCUGUAAGAGAACUCGAGGAAUACGGAAUGCCUUUCAGUCGCACCGAGCAAGGCACGAUCUAUCAAAGACCUUUGGGAGGACAGAGUCUGAAUUUCGGCACCGGAGGACAAGCCCAUCGGACCGCGUGUGUGGCUGAUAGAACUGGCCAUUCUAUGCUGCAUACCUUAUACGGGCAGGCCCUCAAGCAUAACUGUCAAUUUCAUAUAGAGUGGUUUGCAUUGGACCUGAUUAUGGACGGCAAGGACUGUAUUGGCCUGACGGCACUCGACAUGGAAACAGGCACCUUUCAUCGCAUCUUUGCCAGGAACACGAUUCUCGCCACGGGAGGCUAUGGGCGCUGUUAUUUUAGUGCAACGUCGGCACAUACCUCAACCGGAGACGGCUUAGCAAUGGCUGCAAGAGCAGGUCUUCCCCUUCAGGAUAUGGAAUUUGUACAGUUCCACCCGAGCGGCAUUUAUGGCGCUGGAGUCCUGAUUUCAGAGGGCGCUAGAGGUGAAGGCGGAUAUCUGCUAAACGGCGAGGGAGAGCGUUUCAUGGAGCGUUAUGCGCCAACAGCAAAGGACCUUGCAAGUCGUGAUGUCGUCAGCCGGAGUAUGAACAUGGAGAUCAGAGAGGGCCGGGGUUGUGGUCCAGACAAGGAUCACAUCUUCCUCCAACUGUCACAUCUGCCGAAAGACAUCCUUAUGGAGAGAUUGCCAGGAAUCGCAGAGACUGCCAGUAUUUUCUCGGGCGUGGACGUCACAAAGCAGCCGAUCCCCGUUCUACCAACCGUGCACUACUGUAUGGGGGGUAUACCUACCAACUGGAAAGGCCAAGUUCUAGAUGUGAAUCCAAGCACCGGAGAAGAGACCCCAGUCAACGGUCUAUACGCGGCCGGAGAGGUCGCAUGCGUCUCGGUGCACGGCGCUAACCGUCUGGGAGCAAACAGCUUGUUAGACAUUGUCGUCUUUGGCCGAGCUGCUGCCGGCCACAUCGCUGAAAAUAACGAGAAAGGCAUGCCAGUAUUCAGGAAUGGGGGCAGCAUUUCGCCGCAAAUGGGAGUGGAGGGUUUCGUGGACCUGGAACACCUACGAAAUGCAGAUGGAAAGAAGUUGACCUCUGAGCUCCGUGCUGAGAUGCAGAAGAAUAUGCAGAACGACAUAGCGGUCUUUCGAACAGAAGAAAGUUUGAAGACAGGCCUGGAACACCUGCAGCAAGUGGAAACCGAUUUCAAUACAGACGUCUGCGUCAAAGACAAAAGUCUGAUAUGGAAUUCCGAUCUCGUGGAGACAUUGGAGCUGCGGAACCUUUUGACAUGUGCUGCACAGACUGCCAGGAGUGCUCUCGAGAGAAAGGAGUCGCGCGGCUCUCACGCUCGAGAGGAUUUCACUGAGAGAGAUGACCAGAACUUCAUGCGCCAUUCUCUGAGUUGGCAGAAGGAUGUUGGCCACAGCAUUGCCAUCGGCUAUCGAGAUGUGAUUUUUUCCACACUCGAUGAACAGGAAUGCCAGACGGUGCCGCCGAAGAAGAGGACGUACUGA